Molecule: messenger RNA, 1491 nt
Organism: Anthostomella pinea
Lineage: Eukaryota; Fungi; Ascomycota; Sordariomycetes; Xylariales; Xylariaceae
Source: the annotation of a GenBank genome assembly
AUGACUAUGCCAAGUCCUAAUGAAUCGAGGAAGCUGCUCUGGGACUACAUCUUCGUUGGCGGGGGUCUGUCUGCGUCGGUCGUAGCGACUCGUCUGCAUAAAUAUGAGCCAAGGCUCAAAAUCCUCAUCGUAGAGGCCGGGCCAAACGUCAAUAACCGAUCUUACCUCAGCGGGCCGCGCUAUGCCAACCUCCUUGGGGGCGAUUUCGACUGGAAGGACCACAGUACGAAGCAGUCAUGGCUUGAAGGCCGUACCGUCGAUCUGCCGGGCGGCAAGGCCUUGGGUGGAAGCACAGUCAUCAACGGUGCUGGAUGGGUUCGUGGCGAUAAGUUCGACUACGACGCUUGGGGCUCGGCGACGGGCGACGCGCGCUGGAGCUACGAUGGCCAGCUCCCCUUCAUGCGGAAGUCGGAGAAGCUCUUCAGCGAGACGAUGAACCCGGACAAACACGGUCUAGACGGGCCGAUGUCCAUCCAGUCAGUCACGUCGAAAAACAGGACGUUUCCUCUUCGCGACUACGCGCUGCAGGCCUGGGCAAAGGUCGGCAUCGACGCACUGCCCGUUCUGGACGGCAACGCGGGCAACCCUCUCGGCGUCGCGGAGUUGCAAGAGAACAGGGAAAACGGUCAGCGUCAGGUCGCCGCGGCUGCGUACCCACUUGACGGCAUUGAGGUGAUGACCGACACUAUGGUAGAGAAGGUAUUGAUCGAAAAUGGAGCUGGCGAGGAAGGUGGCCUCACGGCUGUUGGUAUCCUCCUGGCGAACGGCGACGAGAUACGCGGUCGCGAAGUCAUCGUGGCAGCCGGAGCAAUCCGCUCGCCGCAGGUCCUCAUGCUCUCAGGCAUCGGGCCCGCUGCCGAUCUGGCCAAGCAUGACAUCCCUAUCUUGCUCGAUAAUCCCGAGGUAGGCAACAACUUGGCGGACCACGGGAUAGCCUGGCACCCCUGGAAAGUAAAGGACCUGGCGGUGGGAAGGGCGCUCGGCUCUUCCAACCCCGUAUUCAACGAACCACAAUACGGCUGGGUUUUCCCGUUCGACUUUGUCGUUUCCACCGAUGUUCCUAAGGAGGGGCUCGCCGCAGCCAUUGCAGAGGACGAGGGCGCGAUUCCGGAUCCGGCUACCCAUCCGCUUCUCGCGCACGCGCGCACGUUCGUCGAACAUGUGUUGAUGUAUGCCGGCGCAGUCGACGGAUCUCUUGUCACGUUCGGGAUCAUCACCAUGCUCCCCACGGCUCGCGGGUCUAUCAGGCUGGCUUCGGCUCAUGGCCAGGACGCACCCUUGAUCGACCCCAACUACUUGGGCACGGCCGUGGACCGCUACGUCGCUCGUGAGGCUGUCAAGCUGCAGAUCAGGUAUGCCGGUAGCUACGCAACUGUCAUUGGACGCGAGAUACUCGACGGAGAGGCUGGGGCUCCGGGGUUCGAUGAGGUGUUAUCGAUUGAUUCUACGGAUGAGUACAUUGAUGCACGUAUACGCGCUGGCCUGGGGUAA